AUGGAAACUCGACCUUUUAAUUUACCUGAUUUAUUAAUUCCAGCUGCUGAUCAAAAGCUAUUGAUAUCUGAACUUGAUAUUUUAUCUCAUAUUUAUAAAAGAAAUAAAAAUCAGCAUUCUUCUUCGAAUUAUUGGUCACAUAUUAAUAUAAUUUAUAGAAAUUUGAGAAAAAUUAUAAAUAGUUUAAGUUCUCUUAAUAAAAUUAUCAAUAAGGAUAGUAAUAAAGAUAAUCGUAAAGAUAUUAGUAAAGUGAUACACAAGUAUAAUAAAAUCAAUGACAAUCUAAUAAACCAGGUCUUAUUUUUUAAAAAAAAGCUAAUCCCUUCUUCUUAUAUCAGAUUCCAUGGUGUAAUUAAUUUAGGUCAAUUUAUUACUCUCGGUUUAACUUUAAUAGCCAUCUUGUCAAGAUUAUCACAUAUUUUCAAUAAAAUUCCUUUAUUUAAAUUCCUUUCUUCAAACUCAACCAAUUUAAUUAAUAAAGUUGAUCAAAUUAACCAAGAUAAUCAGAUUAAUCAAACUGUUAAUAAUAAUGAUGACAUUGGUGAAGUUCUAUCUCCAAAUGAUUUGCAAAAUAUAAAAUCAAUUUCACAUUCUAACAUCUCAAAUAUUCCUGCUAUUCCUGCUAUUCCUGGCGAAACUGUUAGAAGUAGGAAAAGAAAGCUUGAAUCUGUCUCUAAAUCUGAUGACAUUGGUUCAAAAAAAGUUAAAAUUGCAUCCUCCUCAAUUCUACCCCAAAAUUCAAAAACUCCUUCAAUUUCUUCAAAGAAAGAUAAACAGAAAUUGAAAAAAAAGAAAUCAAAAUCAAAGUCCAAAAAUGUAAUGGAUGAUAUCUUCGGGUUUUAA
Messenger RNA from Ascoidea rubescens DSM 1968, 843 nucleotides. It is a transcript of the gene RMP1, whose product is annotated as Rmp1p. NCBI's taxonomy places the organism in Eukaryota, Fungi, Ascomycota, Saccharomycetes, Ascoideales, Ascoideaceae. Gene Ontology annotation, molecular function: rRNA primary transcript binding. Gene Ontology annotation, cellular component: ribonuclease MRP complex. Gene Ontology annotation, biological process: nuclear-transcribed mRNA catabolic process, RNase MRP-dependent; maturation of 5.8S rRNA from tricistronic rRNA transcript (SSU-rRNA, 5.8S rRNA, LSU-rRNA). The transcript has a single exon. The record is from RefSeq and is a predicted model, not a curated record. Bases 1 to 843 code for a protein of 280 amino acids.